CCGGCGCAAGAUGGCUGCUGCCAUGCGAUGCGUCUUCGUGAGCUUUCGGCUGGUUAAAAAUUCUGGAUCUCAGAGUGUCUUUUGCCAAAGGUUAUGCAGUCAGGCUCCAGUCUCCGUGGCAGGCGAAGUGCCUCUUCCAGCAGCUGAUGGCGCAGUGUCAGCUGCCCCACCAAGACCGCCACUGCCACUUGUAAUAAAGAGGGACCUCGCCUACCCUUCCAAGUUCACACCAAACAGGGAGGCAUGGGUUGAGAACUUGGACACCGUCGAAUCGGAGAAGCUAGGACUCGUGCCACUUCACCCAAAAGUCUUUGGCGUGUUUCCCAGGAUUGACACGCUGCACUGGAACAUAAACUGGCAGAGCAACUACCAGAAAGUGGACUGGACGACAACGGAGUCGCGUGCCGAGCGGAGAGGUGGAGGCCGCAAGCCAUGGCCACAAAAGGGCACUGGCCGAGCACGUCAUGGCAGCAUCCGGUCGCCCCUCUGGAAAGGAGGUGGCGUAGCUCAUGGGCCCCGUGGACCAAGGACGUACUACUACAUGCUGCCCUUCUUUCGGCGGGUCCAGGGUCUCACAACUGCACUCUCUGUCAAGCUCGCACAGGAUGACCUGAAGAUAGUGGACAGCCUGGAUCUUCCCACUAAUGACUCGAAGUAUCUGCUGAAGCUGGUGGACGAAAGGUUCUGGGGACCUUCGGUGCUGUUUGUGGACAACACAGAUUAUGUCCCAGAAAACAUAGCCCUGAUCUGCGACGAAGUGAAGCACUUCAACAUAAUGCCCGUUUAUGGACUCAACGUACACAGCAUGUUGAAGCACGACACGCUCGUUCUGACUCUCUCUGCUGUCGAGGAAAUCGAGAACAAGCUCCUCUACCAGCUUCACAGAAUUGACGGCAAAGAGGUCGCACAGCGAGACUACAGAAGGCCCUACCUGUAAAUCGUCCCCAUCCGCUAACAGUUUUCAUUACAAGCCGCUGAGCAAACGAACCCAGACAUUCGUAUGAAUAAACGCACGUGUUUCACACUUUUG
Molecule: messenger RNA, 1030 nt
Organism: Rhipicephalus microplus (southern cattle tick)
Lineage: Eukaryota; Metazoa; Arthropoda; Arachnida; Ixodida; Ixodidae
Gene: mRpL4
Product: mitochondrial ribosomal protein L4
Biological process (GO): translation
Cellular component (GO): ribosome
Molecular function (GO): structural constituent of ribosome
Source: RefSeq, a predicted model, not a curated record